Molecule: messenger RNA, 2838 nt
Organism: Carya illinoinensis
Lineage: Eukaryota; Viridiplantae; Streptophyta; Magnoliopsida; Fagales; Juglandaceae
Product: protein FAR1-RELATED SEQUENCE 5-like
Exons: 2
Coding region: 833-1825 (330 amino acids)
Source: RefSeq, a predicted model, not a curated record
ACCAAUGCCACCUUUUCCAACUGCGUUCAUCUAUCCUCCGUCGACUAAUGUGGAGGAGUUUGGCCAUCUUCAACAAGCGAUCCAAGUAGGAAUUUUCCUAAAAUUCCCUUUCUUUCCUUACGUGCAUUCAUGUGCCAUAUACUAAAUUGUGCCUAUUUGUAGCCCCCACCAAUGCCACCUAUUCCAACUAAUUUCAUCUCCCCGCCGUCCAGUACCGAGGCAGAGGAGUCGGGACAUGUUCAACGAACGAGCCAGGUACAAAUAUGAUUAAUAUGAUUUUUUUUGGGUGUUACCCGUUCUAAUAUGAGUUUGUGAUUACAGCCCCCACCUAUGCCACCUAUUCCAACAACGUUUAAGUCCCCUUCGUCGAGUAAUGCAGAGGAGUUGGGGCAUGUUCAAGAAACGAGUCAGGUGCAGUAUUUAAGUCCCUUUUUUUUAUUUUUUUUAUUUACGUUCUUACCCAUUCUAAAUCAUGCCUGAUUAUAGCUACCACCAAUGCCACCUAUCCCAACAACGUUUUACCCUCUGUCAAGUAAUACGAAGGAUUCGGGCCAUGUCCAACAAAUGAGCGAGGUAGAUUCCUGUCUACUGUAAUUUUCUUUUGCCUUACGUGCAUCGUUAUUUGUUCUAACAUCAUACUUGAUUAAAGCCCCCAUCAACUUCAUGCCCUCCAUCGAGUACCGGAGAGGAAUUGAGAAGCACCGAAAAGGAUUCAAGUAAUGCAGAGACUGCAAGUAAUUUUGGAGAUACUUCAUUAGACGUACAUACAGAGGCCGAGGAGAUAAAUGAAGAAAACUCUGAUAAAGACCGAGUUGAGGAGCCAAAACCUGGUAUGGAGUUUGCCACUGAUAAUGAGCUAAUGGCCUAUUAUAAGCGAUAUGCGAAGCAAGAAGGUUUUGGUGUGAUAACACAAAGGACAAAGAGAGAGGCGGAUGGAAGGGUAAAGUAUUUGGCAAUUGGGUGUGCGCGUGGUGGGAAGUACCAACCGAGGGAUAGUAAUAUGUCAAGGCUGCGACCAACUAUUAAAAUAGAUUGUAAGGCAAAGAUCAAUGCUCACUUGGUGAAGGGUACUUGGGUGGUGACCACUGUAGAGAAUGAUCAUAAUCAUAGUACGGUUAGCCCACAAAAGUCUAGAUUCUUUAGGUCGCACAAGUAUUUAGAUGAAUACAGUCAGAGGUUUCUUGACUUGAACGACAGAGCAGGCAUUCGAAUGAAUAAGAAUUUUCGGGCUCUUGUUGUUGAUGCUAGUGGGUUCGAGAAUCUUGAUUUUCAAGAAAAAGACUGUCAAAAUUUUAUUGACAAAGCCAGACAAUUAAUAUUGGGUAAAGGGGGUGGCGAAGCACUUACUGAGUACUUCAAGAGGAUGAGGUUGCAGAAUAAUGGUUUUGUCUAUGUGAUUGAUGUGGAUGAGGAGUUGAGACUGAGAAAUGUGUUUUGGGCUGACGCAUAUAGUAGAGCAACGUAUGAGUAUUUCAGAGAUAUUAUCUCGUUCGAUACGACAUACCUAACAAAUAGGUAUGGUAUGCCGUUUGCUCCUUUUGUUGGUGUAAAUCAUCAUCGGCAGUCUAUAUUGUUAGGGGCUAGGUUGAUUUUAAGCGAGGAUACGAGUACUUUUGUGUGGUUGUUUCAAGCAUGGCUGGAGUGCAUGGAUGGUCAGGCUCCAAAAGCUAUUAUAACAGAUCAAGAUCGAGCAAUGAAGGCUGCUAUUGCAUUAGUAUUCCUAGACACUCGCCAUAGAUAUUGUCUAUGGCAUAUAAUGCUAAAACUACCAGAGAAAUUGGGAUCUCACGCUGCCUUCAACGCAGGGUUGAAGACCUCUAUCUAGAGUGCCCUAUAUGAUUCACAGACAUGCGAAGAGUUUGAGCAUAAGUGGGGGCAACUUAUUCAGAAGUAUGAUCUUGGUGAUAAUCCAUGGCUGCAAGGGUUGUAUAAUGAGAGGGCAUUCUGGGUACCGGUGUAACUUAAGGGAGUAUUUUGGGCUGGCAUGAGCACAACACAGAGGUCUGAAAGCAUGAAUGCUUUCUUCGAUGGGUUCGUGCAUGCUGGUACGACGUUGAAAGAAUUUGUCGAUCAAUUUGACAAUGCGCUCAGGAAGAAGGUGGAGGUCGAGACGACAGCUGAUUUCAACUCUGCAAACCAAACCAUCCCAUGUUCAUCCGCAUUCUGCAUUAAGAAGCAAUUUCAAGUUGUGUAUACGAAUGCAAAAUUUAAGGAGGUCCAAUGAGAGGUUUGGGGAAUGAUUUUAUGUAACUGCAUACUUAUAAGUAAGGAGAGUUGCAUUUCCACUUAUGAUGUGUUGGAUGAAAUUACCACUGAUGAUGACCAUGUCAAGAGCGUGAAGUACACAAUUUACUUUAACGAGGAGGAAGUUAAUGUUAAAUGCACAUGUGCAUUAUUUGAGAUGAGGGGAAUUCUCUGUAGGCAUGCAUUGAACGUUUGCUAGAUGAAUAAGAUUCAUACAUUGCCGGAUAAGUACAUCUUGGAUUGCUGGAGGAAGGACUUAACGAGGAGAUAUAUGGUGGUAAAAAGUAGCUUUGACGACUUGCAACAGAAUGCAGACUCAUAGAGGUAUGAGUUCGUGGUUAAACGAUGUCUAAAAUUAGCAACUCGUUUAUGCAGCAGUGAUGACCAUGUUGAUGCAUUCAUGUCUCACUUGGAUGAGUUUGAGAUUAAAUUUAAAGGAUUAACACUUGAGUCCGGUUCAAGCAAGGUAAAAAAGACUACAUCCCCCACCAAGGGUAAGAAAAUCUUAAGCCCGCACGUUAUUCGAGGGAAAGGGAGGCCGUCAACGAAAAGGAAGGUUCUGCCUUUGGAGAAGGCUGCAACAAAGCGAAAGAA